AUGAGUGGAGUUUACAGUGGUGUACAAACCAGGAUUAAACAAAUCCAACCAAAUGCUGAGUAUGUACAUUGUAACAGUCAUAAUUUAAAUUUGGUAAUUAAUGACUGCGUAAAUGGUUCGCAUGAUAUCUUAUCAUUUUAUGCUACUCUUCAAAAUAUUUAUUUAUUUUUUGGAAAUAGCAUAAAAAGAUGGGACCUCCUCUCUAUAUUUACUGGGAAGUCUGAAGUUACAUUGAAAAAACUAAAUCCAACUCGAUGGUCUGGUAGACUACAAUCAUUAACAGCUGUAAAAGUUCGAUUUAUGGAUAUUUUGAAGGCUUUGACUGAAAUAAUCCUUAAAUCGACGAAAAAAGAAGAAAGAGAAGAAGCACUUCAAAUAAAGAAAAAAAUGGUGACAUUCGAUUUUGUUUUUAUCUGUGUAUUUUUAUUUAAGGUAAUGUGCGAGGUUAAUUAUGCUUCAAAAACUUUACAAAAACAAGAAAUAGACUUGGAGGAAGCUACUGAAGUUUUAAAACACCUUCGUGAAAAGUUAAAUUACAUUAGAAAUUCAUAUGAACAAAUCAAAUUAGAAGCAGAAGAACUGGCACGAAAGUGCCAGUUCUUCUGCUUUAUCGAAACUAAUUUUCAAUCAAAAAGGGACAUCGAAACUAAUUUUCAAUCAAAAAGGCAUCCAGUGAAAAAGCUACAUUUUGAUGAAUUGGCAUCAGAUCAUCGGUUUCAGAACAGAGAGAAAUUGUUUAAAAUGAAUAAUUUUUAUUUUGUAUUGGACAAAAUCAGCGUACAAAUUGAACAACGUUUUUCGGGAAUGCAAACCGUGAAAAACCUUUUUUGCUUCUUAGAACCUAAAAACAUAAUAAAUUUGCCUGAUACAGAUAUCUUAGAAAUGUGUGAAAAUGUUUCCAAAAAAUAUUCGAAAGUUAUCUCUCCUCUUUUUUGUAAUCAAUUUCUGCAAGCAGUUUCAUUGUUGAAAACAGACUUAACUUCAAAAGUGUCGAUUAAGCAAUUUUCAGAUUUACUCUUUACUAAGUACAGUUGCUUAGAAAUUAAUAUUACUGCACAGUUCUCUAAUAAUCAAGAGGAAGGUUUUAAACAACGUAAAAUUUCAGAUGAACUUAAUGUUUUAAAAAGAAAAAUUGCAAAUAUAGAUAUCUAA
Molecule: messenger RNA, 1152 nt
Organism: Hydra vulgaris (swiftwater hydra)
Lineage: Eukaryota; Metazoa; Cnidaria; Hydrozoa; Anthoathecata; Hydridae
Source: RefSeq, a predicted model, not a curated record